Ruditapes philippinarum (Manila clam) is the source of this 1984-nucleotide messenger RNA. RefSeq names its product cholinesterase 1-like. Gene Ontology annotation, cellular component: synapse; cell surface. NCBI's taxonomy places the organism in Eukaryota, Metazoa, Mollusca, Bivalvia, Venerida, Veneridae. The transcript is spliced from 4 exons. Gene Ontology annotation, molecular function: neurexin family protein binding; signaling receptor activity. Bases 1 to 1815 code for a protein of 604 amino acids. The record is from RefSeq and is a predicted model, not a curated record. Gene Ontology annotation, biological process: neuron cell-cell adhesion; postsynaptic membrane assembly; synaptic vesicle endocytosis.
AUGUUAACGUCUAUUACAAUAAAGAGGGACGAAUGUAAACACCGGUUAGAGUUAAACUUAAUAAUAGAUAUAUUUGAGGAAGGUACGGUAUCUACAACGGCUGGUGAAUUUAUAGGGACAACCGAGGAAACGACAUUCAGCGGGGUACAAUAUAAAAUAAAACAAUUCUUAGGAAUUCCAUAUGCUAAACCACCAAUUGGUGACUUACGAUUCAGAAAGCCAGAACCUUUACCAAAGCUACAAACACCAUUCCGUGCUACUAGAUACGGAUUUAUCUGCCCGCAGAUUAUUCUCCCGAGUGAACCAGUAGUAGGGACACAAGAUGAAGAUUGUCUGCAUCUUAAUAUCUUUGUUCCAACACAAGCGCCUGAUGAUACAAACGGACAUGCUGUUAUGGUAUGGAUUCAUGGGGGAGGGUUCAUUUUAGGUUCAUCCGAUGAGUAUGACAGCAAAAUAUUGUCAGGUUUCGGAAAUGUCCUUGUAGUGACAAUUAACUACAGACUCGGUCCACUUGGAUUCUUCAGUACAAUGGAUUCGAACUGUCCUGGUAACUUUGGGUUAUGGGAUCAGAUGUUGGCUUUAAACUGGAUACGAGAUAAUAUUGACACCUUCGGUGGUGAUGUUAACCGCAUUACUAUUUUUGGUGAAUCCGCUGGGGCGAUAAGUGGCGAAAUGCAAGGUAUGAAACGAGAAAAUAUUGGUGUGUUCCAUAGAAUAAUUGCCUCAAGCGGAUCACCCUCUGUAAGGUCUAUGAAUUGUUCUAGAAAUACACUGACUGGCGCCAGAGUUAUGGCGGGAAAAGUUGGAUGUGAUUUGAAAAGCACCGAAGAGAUGAUUGAAUGUCUCCGUAACAUCACCUGGCAAGAUUACAUGGGAGCAAUAAAUGCAUUAAGCCAAGAUUCAAAUAGUAUAGAAUAUUUGAUAUUUGACCCAGUCGUUGACGGAGAUUUUAUCAAAGAUGAGCCUAGAGAUUUGUAUAAAAGAGCAAAAACACAGACCAUUGAAGAGCUUGAAGUUUUUAAAUCCUUUGAUUUGUUAUCAGGAAUGAACGCCAACGAAGGUGGAUAUUACUUGAUGUAUUUUGUAGAAGACGUAGAUAAGUUUAUGCCAACAAGAGAAGAGAUGAAAAAUGUGUAUAUACCGGCAGCAAUGAACUUGGUCUACAAUAGAACAUUCCCUGAAACUAUAAUGCAAGUUAUUGAAAAUGAAUAUACAAAUUGGUCAAGUCCAUAUGACUAUCAUAAUAUCAGAAGACAAUUUGCUAAAAUAUUUGGAGAUACAGGAUUUGCAGUAACUAGUAUCGAAUUCUCACGGCUUCAUGUUACAUCACCAACGACAUCUAAAACAUAUGUUUACAAAUUUAUGCCUAAACCAUCAAAGCGAAGCGGUGGUUCUCCUGAGUGGAUGGAUGAAGCGAACCACGGUGACGAUAUUCGUUUUGAAUUUGGAUUUAUUGAUCAACCAAAUGCAGAAGAUUGGGAGAUUGAAUUAUCGAAACACGUGAUGCAGUAUUGGACUAAUUUUGCUAAAACAGGAGAUCCAAAUAGCCCAAAUCAUCCUGGACCUGUAUGGCGCGAAUACGACUUAAUAAACCAGCAUUACAUGGAGCUAGAUAGAGAUUUGGGUGAAACUGGCGGGAAGCAGUUCGCAUUCGCGAAAGAGCUCAACUUCUGGUUGGAAGUGUUCCCAGACCUUGUGCACGCCACGGAUAAUCAGGGCAUGAAAACAUGUGGAACAAUGAUCAGUCUUGGAAAUAUAUUUUUCAGCAGCACAACACCAUUUUUCAUGUUGUUUUUAAAAGCUCUUUUUAUUUAAAUCUUUGGCAGUAAUUCCAUUCUUUUUUGUAAGAACGACUGAUGCCUUAGUUUUUUCAUUUUCUCAAGAAUAUAACUUUUAGUUAAAUUUAAUCAUAUCUUAUUGCUAAGAAAAAUAUGUAAAUAUACACAAAAACAACAAGUUUUCGAAAUAAAAGAUAUAAAAGUUG